GGAUGAGUGUACCGGAAAAAUGGGCUGAACAUACAAAAGCUAAUUUAAAUCGUUCUCAAGCUGAACGUGCAUCAAGUCGAACCAUUCGUGAAGCAAUUGAACAUUGUCUAGGAACAACAUACAAUAAAAUACGUGAUUUAUGGUCUGCAACAAAUGCUUGCUUAGCUCAACGUAUACAAGAAACAACAGAAGCUAAGAAUAGAAUACAAACUCAAUUAGAUAAAGUUAAUCAAGAAUUAUUUGAUGUUGAGAAAAAUAUGGAAUUUUUAAAACGAUGCAUUGCUGAUAAACAAGCACCAUUGAAAGUGGCUAGAACACGAUUAGAUUUACGUAAUCGACGUCCAAAUAUUGAAUUAUGUCAUGAUGAUCCACAUGAAAG
This is a messenger RNA of Schistosoma turkestanicum, 379 nucleotides long. Lineage: Eukaryota; Metazoa; Platyhelminthes; Trematoda; Strigeidida; Schistosomatidae. The record is from the annotation of a GenBank genome assembly.